Messenger RNA from Drosophila takahashii, 4342 nucleotides. RefSeq lists its product as uncharacterized. The record is from RefSeq and is a predicted model, not a curated record. Gene Ontology annotation, molecular function: zinc ion binding; ubiquitin conjugating enzyme binding; ubiquitin protein ligase activity. Lineage: Eukaryota; Metazoa; Arthropoda; Insecta; Diptera; Drosophilidae. Gene Ontology annotation, biological process: ubiquitin-dependent protein catabolic process; positive regulation of proteasomal ubiquitin-dependent protein catabolic process; protein polyubiquitination. Gene Ontology annotation, cellular component: ubiquitin ligase complex; cytoplasm.
GCCUUCGUCAACAUGACGCUGCCGUCGCCAGCCACGGUUAAGCUGAGCAGAUCCUUCACAAUAAGUCCCUUGAUCGAGUGCAAUCUGGUCCAGAAUGCGGCCACCAAUGGCGAUGCCAUCGAUGCCAGCGUCGACGGGAUUGCAGUCGACUGAAGUGCAUCCGGUGCAACAGGUGCACGCGCAUGCCACGCCCUCCAAUCCGCAGGAUAUUCACCAGGAUCGGAGUCCCCACAACCAUCACGCCAAACUGCCACCACUGGAACUGCUGGUGGAGAACAAGAUCAGCUACAGCAGCUACCAGCAGCACGCGAAGGAUCUCAAGAACCAUAACCAGAGCCACAAUCAAAGCCGAUCCAAGAGGAGCUCCCUGAGCAGUCCCUCGUCCAGUGAGGAUUGCGUGAGUGCUGCCAGGGCAAGUAUUUUCGAUGACGCCGCCGAGAACUUUGUGAUCAAUUUCCCCUCGGAAUCCUCGGCCGCCUCGCAGCCUUUGCUGCCGUUGUCCGAAACGGUUCCGCUGCUCACCCACAUCGAGGCCACGGUGGUGGACAAACAGCGCUCCAUAAGGCUGAACAAGAAUAGUGCCUCGCUGAUAUUUACCAAGAAGGAACUGACCCAGGGAAACCACCAUCACCAUCAUCAGCACAAUCACCAGCAGCAGCAGCAUCAGCAAAGGCGCCAGCACCACAGCAGUUUAUACGGAGCGGGCAGGAAGCCCACCAAGCACCUGCCACCCACCAGAGGUCAGCACCAGAGGCGCAGUCUGCCACUCAGCUAUAACAACAACCUGGUGACCACCGCUCCGGCAGGAGGCGGAGUAGCCGCUGGAGCAGCCAAGCUUGUACCGCUCAAGCAGCAGCAUCAGCACCACGGAGCGGGCCACACGGCAACACCCACGGCGAACGUCGUUGCUGCCGGUGGAGCGGGAGCUGCGGCUCCGUCCGCCCGCAAACAGCUCUCCUACUCCUGGUACGCGCCCGUCUACAGUGCACUCGAGGAGGAGCUGGAGCAGGACUCGCGGGACUCCUCGCCAAUCCACAAUCUGGCCAACACAAAGCAGCACCAGCGCUCCGCCAGCCAAAAGGCCUCCACCGCCCUGCAUGCCUCGCCCCGCCACGAUCACGCCCACGACUCCGCCGACGCCGAGACGGUUGCGCUCCUGGACACGCAGGCGCGCGGCAAGAUCAUCAUAUCCUCGGCGAAUGGCGACGCUGGCGGAGCAGGGGCAGGAGGCGGAUUUGGGGGCGGCGGCGGCGGAGGAUCUGGAAACAUCGGAGCACUGGCUGCGAAUGGAGGAGGAGGAGGAGGAGAUCUGGAGAGCUCACUGGGACUGUCCGGCGGAGGGCAGUUGCCUCGACGACGUCGCUUCGAGAACUUUCUCAAAUCGCUGGUGGGUCUCAAGGCGAGCAGCAGCAGUCGCGGAGGAGGAGGUGUCGGUGGAGGAGGCGGAGGCGGAGGAAUUCCCGAACGGGAACGCCCUGCCUCGCCGGAAAUCCGAAUCACCCGCACUCCCUCCGAGCAGGAUGUGGUGCUCCGAAAUCCUUCUGGCCGCCAGCUAGCCAACGGCCAGGGGCGUGGCAGCCUGAGCAUCAGCGGUUCGAGCAGCUCCUUGAAUGUGGUCCAGCAGAAGAUAUGGCACAUCAUGCGACGCGAGGGCAGCGCCAGCAGCUUGCACCACGAGAAGUCCCAGUCGAUUGUCCAGUACACGGGAUUGCGCAAGUGCGAAACGGUCCUGGCCCUCACCCGUCAAUCGCAGUCGCAUGGCCACGUUCACGGCUUGAGCCAGAGUCGCAGUCAGGGACACUCGUUGGCCGUCCAUGGCGGCAGUGGGAUCUUCAGCUCCGGCGGAGUGGAGCAAAUUCGACCGCUCAAUCGACUGCGCAACAGUGUGAGCAGCAUGAAUGGCGUGGGUACUUGUUCACGCUGCUCCAGCCUGUUAUCCCUGGCUGCCUCCGGAUCGCGUUACUCCCUGGCCAAUGGCUUUGUGCCCCGGCCGGACUCGGCCUUCAAUCAUCGGGAAGCUGGAGGCGAGGAGGAGCAGCAGCGACGAACGCAGGAGCCGCACAUCAAUGUAAACGCCCAGAUCAGACUAAGCGGUGGAGCAACUGCCCACUCGACCAGUCCCAGUCCGCCGUCCAAUGUCACUACGGCCACUCUGCACUCCAGCUCCGGCAAUGAUCUGAAUCUGAACCAGGAGGAGCAACAGCAGGCCACGUCGACGCCUGCGACAACGCCUGCCGAUGGAGCUGGGACCAGCGAACUGGGACCAUUUGGCACCAAUCACGCUUAUCCGCUGACCGUGAGCUCCCUGCUCUGCAUGGCCAGUGCGAAUCAAGCGGCACAGGCCUGCUGCGUUCGGGAUGGCAUUGCACUGAAGCGGCGUGAGAUGCUCGCAUCCGCCGACGUCACGCCCUCGGUGGGCACUCCGGCCACGCCCACCACCGCCACUUUCCAGCCCUUCACCUGCAAGCUGUGCCUCAUCGAUGUGGAGGACGUGGCCGAGGCCAUGGCGCUUCAGCAGUGCGGCUGCCAGUUCUGCAUUGAGUGCAUGCGAGCCUACGUGGAGUUCGAGAUUUCCGAGGGCGCCUACGAGAUCUCCUGUCCGGACGCCAAGUGUCCGGCCCAGGGCGCCAUUUCGCUGCCCGAGAUUGCGAACCUGACCACAACGAAUCUGCUGAAGAAGCACCAUCGGUAUCGCCUGAAUCGAGAAAUCGAAUUGGACAAGACGCGCACCUGGUGUCCACGGGCUGGCUGCGAGACCAUCUGCACGGUGGGCGGAUCAGCGCAGCCUGGACAGUCCAGUGCCAUUUGCCAAAUGGACGAGUCGCCGUCGACAUCGCAGAGCUACAGUCCGCAACAGGAGGCAGCCGGAAGCGGAAACGCAGGUGGCGCCACCGGAAUCAGAAUCGGAGCAGCCGUGCUCUCGGUGUCCGUGCACUGUCCCUCCUGCAAGGACGAGUUCUGCGGCCUCUGCAAAAAAGCGUACCAUCCGAACAUAAGCUGCGAGGAGUUCGGACGCCGUCUGAUUGCCGAUGGCCAGGACGACAUUGGAAUACCGUUCGACAACGAGCUGAUCAAAUGCUGCCCCAUGUGCGCGGUGCCCAUCGAGAAGGACGAGGGCUGCGCCCAGAUGAUGUGCAAGCGCUGCAAACACGUCUUCUGCUGGUACUGCCUGGCCAGUUUGGAUGACGACUUCCUGCUGCGCCACUACGACAAGGGACCGUGCAAGAACAAGCUGGGCCACUCCAGGGCCUCGGUGGUCUGGCAUCGCGCCCAGGUGAUCGGGAUCUUCGCCGGCUUUGGGAUCCUUCUGUUGGUGGCCUCGCCGCUGCUGCUCCUGGCCGCUCCCUGCAUCAUCUGCUGCAAGUGCCGAGGCUGCAGCGGCUCCAAAAUCGACGAGGUGGACGCCGAACUGGAGGAGGAGGUCACCGCCUUGCAGGGCUAGAUGGUCAGGAUCUCCUCCCUCCUAUACCCAUCCAUACGCGACAUUAGGCUGCAGCCUGUAAAUCCAGCUGCUGCAAUUACUGGUAGAUUCUAUUGUUAAUGACGACAAGCUUACGUACAUUUAUUUUAGUUAUUACAAUUAAAUUUGUAUAUGUGUUAACUAAAUUGUGAUAUUUACAGUGAUUCGAUUUCUAAUUGAAUCGACAAAUUUGUUGAGAACCUAUACAAAGACAAGAAGCCUUCGAUUCUUUUUAGGUUCUGUCUCUACAUACAUAUAUUCUUUCCGCCCCCUAACUGCACUCAUGAAUAUAUACCUAUAUUCGCCUAAAUCAAUCUGUAUAAAUCGAGUAGGUCCUCUUCUUAUCGCAUAAGUUAGUCUAAAUAUAUUAGGAGUACGCUUCGUAUUUCGACAGUGCUUUUAUAUCGCACCCACCCAAACAAAAACCCCCACACCCCACUCACCCACUCAAUCCUUCUCUCAAGUAUUACGCAUGCAACUAACAGACCCAAGAUCCUUUGGGCAUUUUGAUCAACUGCUUGGCAAUGCUUUUAUCUUCGCAUACGCAUCUAUGUAUACUUCAUAUAUAGGAGGUGUACGUAUAUGAUGUCACUACUACUGUUUAUUGAAUGUAUUUAAAUGUAAAUGUUAAUAUGCAGCUAAAACAAAUGUAAAACAGAUCGCUGCCCACGGCCACUCGACCAAGAAAUGGCGGUGCGCCGGAUGGGCGGGGUUUGGUUAAUGUAAAUUAUUGAAUUAUUUAAUGCAUAUACACUCAGAACACAUAUAUCAAAAUACGUAUGACAUAACAAUGCGUGUAUAUUUAAAGAAAACAUAUUUAAACUCUACUCUUAAUGUGAACAACUACCGCGUAUGCUGUUUGAAAUAAAAAUGUUAAAAGAA